This is a messenger RNA of Solea senegalensis (Senegalese sole), 2988 nucleotides long. It is a transcript of the gene cab39, whose product is annotated as calcium binding protein 39. NCBI's taxonomy places the organism in Eukaryota, Metazoa, Chordata, Actinopteri, Pleuronectiformes, Soleidae. The record is from RefSeq and is a predicted model, not a curated record. Bases 220 to 1245 code for a protein of 341 amino acids. The transcript has 9 exons. Gene Ontology annotation, molecular function: protein serine/threonine kinase activator activity. Gene Ontology annotation, biological process: intracellular signal transduction.
UAGACGCUGUGGCCGCGGCUCCGCUGUUGGUGUUCGCAGUCCGACUACUGGGGCCGCACAAUUAACGCUAGUGCAAACAAGAGGAGGCGACGAACAAGGAAAACAAAGCAGCAGUCCAUUAGCAGCUUCUAGCUAUCCAGACGAGUCGGGAGAACUUGUGAAAAGGCCGGUUAUAAGGUGGACAGUUUGCUGUCUGGUUGCCCGUGGUAACUCUCCACCAUGCCUUUCCCCUUUGGCAAGUCCCACAAGUCGCCAGCAGACAUAGUCAAGAACCUGAAGGACAGCAUGACGGUGCUUGAGAAGCAUGACAUCUCUGACAAAAAGGCAGAGAAGGCCACAGAGGAGGUGUCGAAGAGCCUGGUGGCCAUGAAGGAGAUCCUUUAUGGGACUAAUGAGAAAGAGCCCCAGACAGAAGCAGUGGCCCAGCUCGCCCAGGAGCUCUACAACAGUGGCUUACUUGGCACCCUGAUAGCAGACCUACAGCUCAUCGACUUUGAGGGUAAGAAAGAUGUGGCUCAGAUCUUCAACAACAUCCUGAGGCGUCAGAUUGGCACUCGAACACCCACAGUGGAGUACCUCUGCACCCAGCAGAACAUCCUCUUCAUGCUGCUUAAAGGGUAUGAGUCUCCAGAGAUUGCCCUAAACUGUGGUAUCAUGCUGAGGGAGUGCAUCAGACAUGAACCGCUGGCCAAAAUCACACUGUGUUCAGAGCAGUUUUACGACUUCUUUCGAUAUGUGGAAAUGUCUACGUUUGACAUCGCCUCAGACGCAUUUGCCACUUUCAAAGACCUCCUCACAAGACACAAGCUGCUGAGUGCAGAGUUUCUGGAGCAGAAUUAUGACAGAUUCUUUAGUGAAUAUGAAAAGUUACUCCACUCAGAAAACUACGUGACUAAAAGACAGUCCCUCAAGUUACUGGGUGAGCUGCUGCUCGAUCGGCACAAUUUCAUCAUAAUGACGAAAUACAUCAGCAAACCAGAAAAUCUCAAACUAAUGAUGAAUCUGCUACGAGACAAAAGCCGCAACAUUCAGUUUGAGGCCUUCCACGUUUUUAAGGUGUUUGUGGCCAACCCCAACAAGACGCAACCCAUCCUGGACAUCCUGCUGAAGAACCAGACCAAACUCAUCGAGUUCCUCAGCAAGUUCCAGAACGACAGAACAGAGGACGAACAGUUCAACGAUGAAAAGACUUACCUGGUCAAACAGAUCAGGGACCUGAAGAGGCCCACCCCCCAGGAAGCCUGAGUAAAGUGCAGAGGUGGGCCGGGGGGGGGGAGGGGGGAAGAGGGAAGAGGAGGAGCCACCAACAACACGCCUGGGAAAACUUUCAGACAGCAUCUGCUUUACGGAACAUUCAGCAGCUGCUCCUCUGGGUCCUGAACAAAAAAAUGAAUAAAACUGGUGAAGCAAAUUAAAGUCCGACAAAAAAUGCAGAAGUACCCGUAUCAACUCAUCAGGACGUCUCCAGCUCCUCUGUUCCUCAGAGAACUUUUGAGUUGUUUUUUUUUUCCAGUCUUUUCAAAAGAAAUAAGUAAAAAUAAUAGAUGCUGCUGCUUUCUUGCACAUUGAGACGUCUAAAGUAUAUUACAACGACACAACAGGCCGUCAUUGGUGGUGACAUAAGAAUGUCCACAUGUUAAAAUUGACUUUCCGUAAGACACACUCACACACCGAGUGACAAAAACAGGUUUACACACGUAUGUAUUAAAACAUGCAGAUACACACAUGUGCAAGAACAUCAGCUAAAAACAACCGUGUGAUGGAGACAUGGGGACGGUACGAGCGAGUGGAUGGUUGGUGUGUAUUUGGUGCAUGCGCACACAUCCACGGCUGCACCCGGAGUCUGGCUCUCAUCUUCAGUGACCACCAUAGUCUGCAUCUAUGCCUUCAUCCAAUAAAGCAAGCGUGGUUGAUAUUACUGAUGUAGUGGGGGGACAAGCACGUACCUGCUGUGCUUUGUUUACACAGCACCUGAGGAAGGAGGAUGCAAGGUAUGAAUGUGGUGAAGCCUGAGAGUUGGGUCUGUAUGUUGUACUGGGGCAGGGUUAACGUGUACAUAUGCCUUUUUUUAUUCUUUUGCUUUAUAGACCUUUUGUUUAACCUUGACAUAUAUGUAUGUAUAUAUAUAUAUAUAUAUAUAUAUAUAUAUAUAUAUAUAUAUAUAUAUAUACAUAUACAUAUACAUAUAAAACCGUAAACGUCACGUUUUUGGUUAAUUAACAAUGAAAUCACUUUGUAGCCCGUAACAGAAACAACAAAUUAGUGACAUUGUUUUUGCUGAAAUGGUUGCUGGUGGUUUCUUUUGUACAUAACUUAAAGGGCCAGCUCAUGUUUAGCUAACCUAUAGGAUAUGAAUCAUUUGUACAGCGGUGGAAUGUCAUGGGUAUUUGCUCUGGAUCUGUUCAUCCUCCUCUUCUUUUUUUAUUCUAUGUUUUGAGGAUCUCUCAGACUGCUGCAGGUCUGUGAGAGGAAGCCUGUGUGUGUGUGUUCAUGUGCUUUGUGAGGUGCUGAGUGAUGGACAUCAGCUGCGUGGCCCCGCGGUCACAGGCUGAUCUCAGUCGGCAUACAUGUUCUUUCUUUCCCCCGUUUCUCCUUGUGUUUGAGCCGUUCUCCUCAGAAGGUUCGUGAUUCCUGUACGAGUGUGAACAUGGUGAGUAGCAGACGACAUGUCUUCAGUUCCAUAAAUGACUCGGUCAAUGUAAGGCUCCAUAUUUAAAUCUGUUAAAGAGGCUGCAGAGCACAGACGGCAGCACACUGACCAUGCAUGUUCCUCCACAGGCUGUGUGUGCAUGAUGCUAAAGACAUACUGGAUUUUUCUUUUUCUUUUUUUUAAUAUUUAACAACACUGAAAUGUCUCAUUGAGCUCAGCUUCAUGGCUGUCUGCUGACUUUGACUGGAGUUGAAGCAUUUAUUGUGACGGUGCUUUCAGAAGUGUCAAAGGCCUGGGCCCUACAAUCCAAAUAAAGACAAAAAAAAUUUGGAAUAAAA